Ictalurus furcatus (blue catfish) is the source of this 3527-nucleotide messenger RNA. RefSeq lists its product as uncharacterized. NCBI's taxonomy places the organism in Eukaryota, Metazoa, Chordata, Actinopteri, Siluriformes, Ictaluridae. The record is from RefSeq and is a predicted model, not a curated record. Bases 697 to 1389 code for a protein of 230 amino acids. The transcript is spliced from 4 exons.
AUUUAUUUAUAUUUUAAUGUCAGCACAUGCUAAGACAGAGGUCCGUUUUAGUGCUUGCUUAUGAAUUAUUUCCAUCUCUUGAAUCCUGAGGAAACUGUUAAAUAAGAGAGUAAUGAUUUUAGGUGAGUGGAAAAGCAUGGUGGAGUUUUUUGGUUUGUAAGCACUCUUGGUGGCAUAGUGAGCAGUGAGCUCUUCUUUCCUCUGUAGGUUACACCAUGACAUCAGACCAGCCCCUCUUCCGCUUCUGCACUAAAACCCCCACCAAAAAAACAGAGAGAGAUCAUAGAUUAAUAUAGGAGAAGAAUGUAGGUCAAAUUACUGUGUGCAUCUUGACUCAGUAAUGUGAAUGCGCUCUCUUUAUUUUCCCCUUCAUAAAUGUAGUAUUAGUUAUUUCACUUUACAAACGGGGAAAUUAAACAAAGUGUUUGUUCCCCUGUGUGUUUGUUUAUGUUUUGUGGCAUGGGGAGUUCCCACCAACUGGAGGCUGGGUCUCCACUGUACUCAAUCUCUGGUGUCACUUUACAGUUGUGUAAAAGGGAAGUUAGAGGGGGUGUGUGUGUGUGUGGGAUGUAUAUUCUUUGUUUCACUCUCAGCCUCUUCGAUAUUUAGUUUUGAGCUUCAACGAGGGUGACAUCUCUCUCUUUUUCUCUCUCUUACUUGCUCUCUAAUUUCACCACAAUUCUUUUCAGCUAAAGAAUGAAAGGACCGGAGCUUGUAGAUUCGACGAGUCGUUUUCGAUUCGCUGAAUCGUGUCUGGGUUUAGUGGGCUGCGUAUGCAUCAGUUAUGCUGUUUGGACCCCUGACUGGUUGGAUGAAAAGGGACUGUGGUCCAGGGGAAACGAGUCCAAUCCAGCUGUCAGCUGGACGCAAAGGCAUGCAAUCCAUGGUCUAGGGCCUCAAAACGUGUUUGCUGCCCUUUCUUUCCUCAUGGCUGUAAGCUCUGGGAUUCUGUGUCUCCUGUUUGCAUUCUGCUGGACGUCAAAGACCGUGCUCUCUUACUCCAACACACGCUCGCUGCUGAUGGCAGGCCAGGCACUUUACCCCACCACCCUUCUGCUCAUCACACUGCUACCGACAGGGUUUUUCUUUCUCCUAAGUUGGGCGCUCUUCACCAGUCAACAUAUUGCUUAUAUCCGAGAUGACCUGACACGCCUGGGCUCUUCCUAUUGGCUGGGUGCUGUGGGCUGGGCUCUGCUGUUGGCUGUUCUGCCAGUGGUGUUCCUGGUGGAGCAGUGUGUCGUACCUGACAUACUGCCCGAGCUGAAGAAGAAGACUGAGUUGUGGUGGAAGGGAUUCGAGGUGGCACACACACGCUCGUUCAGUGACAGCUACCAGCACAGCGCUGAACACUUUAACCAUGAGUACAAGAGAUACACAUCCAUGCCCUAAGGGAGACAGCAGCAUCAAAUAUCACUGCUGUUUAAAUAUCUUCACUGUUCAGCCACUGAAAGGCUGAGUGUGGGUCCAUAGCCAGGUGACCAAGAAUCUUGUGCCUUUGCACACAGGAAGCUGCCUAAGGGUUCACUCAGCUUGAAGAUACAUGGAUUUUUCCAUUACAGAGGCUCAGAAGGCUAUGGCUAAAUUAUUGCACUUUACAGAGGAACUGUCAGAAGUAAUAGCCUGAAGAAAAAAAAAUGACUCAUAUUCAUUUGCAAGCAGACAUUACAAGACUCUGUUGCUUUCAAAUUCUCUAUCGAACUUUUAUUAUGCACAUUCAGUUUCACAGAUUACUGAAUUAAGUACACACUACUAUAACUUAGUGUAAACUUGUUUUAAAGGAGAAACCCACCUGAAAUACAUAUAUGUUUAUAAAAUAUGUUUGUAUUGAAAUGUGUGAUGUGCUUAGUGAUUCAGGUGCUAAUUUAUUGGUUGGUGUUAUAUUUUCAUUGUUCCUGUGAGAAGUUAGCAUUGUGUGCAGUAAUGACAUCACAGGGGGACAUUGCUAACACAGUUACAAUGACGUUUAAUAGGGGGAAAAAUUCCAACAAUCUCAAACCUAAGUGAUAACAACAACAACAACAAUAAUAAUAAUAAUAAUAAUAAUGAUAAUAAUAAUAAUAAUAAUUAGUUGUCAUAUAAUAGAAGUGUAGACAUAGCAGAGACCACAAACAUUGGACUCAGGAUGCAAUGCAGAUAAUGAUGCAGUUGCACCGAGUUACAAUAGAGACUUGUCACACAUUGAUUAUAUAUACUAUAUUAUGAAAGUCAUUAUGCAAGUCAUUCAGAGUGGAUUUUGCCUUUAAGUGAAUGACUUUCAAACCACAUUUAUAUAAUUCAUUCUGAACUCUAAAGGACACCUCAACCAGUCCAAAUUUUACUCUUGUAUCUAUGCACCCUUCACUGUACAGUUGUUAUUGAAUAAUAUCCCUUAGGGUGCAUAAGUGACUAGUAAGCAGGGAACAUUUAGUACAUUUUGUAAUUUGGUGCAUAUAUUAAUAAUAAUAACAAUUAUUAAAUGAAUAAUCCAGAGAGAAAGUUUGUAGUUUUAACCUUUGGCCAAAUCUUAGUAGCUUGAUUGUCAUGAAUGUUUUCGUAUGAUAUCAUGGUUAGGAAUUGCCAUACCAGGGCUAAAUGAUUGGUGGCACUAGCACCCUCAUAUGGUUUGUCUGUGUUACAACAUGCCCCAAAAUUUCUGACUAUUGUAACAUGCAAUAAUCAAAUGUUUUAAAUCAAUUCUUGAUUCACUUUUGGAAUUUAGUCAUUUGCAAUGAUAAUACAGUUUAUAGUAAUUAUAUGUAAACACAGUAAAUAAUAAAAUAAAUAUACCCAAUAUACUGUACUCUUGCUUUUAUUAAGUGUAAUAAUAAAAAGUGUUGUGUGUUACGAAACGGGACAGGAGCAGAAGCAUGUGCAGAUAAGCGUCUUUAUUUUGAAACUUAAAUCAAUAAACAGGAAACGCGGUCUCUACUGGACAAGAUUAGCGGGUUAAACAUAAAACAGAAGUCAAGGCAUCGAACGAGAACAGGACACGGAACUAAGACCGCUUGGCAUGCGUAACGUCUUCACCAUUACACUCAAAGGUUCAAAUAAUACUGCGCAAAGUACAACGUAACACGAUGGGUUUAAAUAGCAAACACAAUCAAACUAAAACAUAGACACCUGGGGCAAAUAUAGACACACCCUCAAUCAUAAACCAAUACCUGAACAGGAAGAGAACAAAACCAAAACAAAGGCACGUGUCCAUAUUAAACAGUCCUCUCUAUGUAAUCUCGUGCACGCGCGUGCUCUGCAGCAGUCUGUGCACUUCGACGCCGUAGCACCAUCUGCCGGCGGGAACGUAACAUUGUGUCUGAUUAUUUGUGCUAGUUUUCUGCUUAUUACUUUCAGUCUUAUUUAAUGUGAGUGCAGAGUCUUACUAUAUAUUUGGCCUGUUUGAACUUUUUCAAAUUUAUAUGAAUUUCUCAAUAUAUCUGGUCCAAGUCAACUCAAGUCAUCAACUAAUGUCACUUAUAUUUACUCUUAUUGGGCUUAUUAAAACUCUAUGUAACAUGGACUGGUAUUAAAGGAACGUAAUCUCUUUUUGUGAA